CCUAUACUUAACGUAACUCACCCACAAUAUAAUCGACACAUAUUUCUGGUUCGUGAGUUUGAGAGCCUGUCUUAAACCAUAUCGUGCAGCUUGUGUUUAUUGUGUGACCAUAGUAUCUAAAAUAGUGAUAAUGAUGUCAUAGAGUAAUAAUAAUAUUCUUAUUUAAUUCCUCUAUUUAUUUCACAAUUAAAUUUCACGAAUCACAGUAUCUUUAAUAGUUUAAUCCACAAACAUAAAACACCUUAUUUCAUUAUGUAUAUUUUAUUAUUAUUUGUAUUUUAUAUUUAUAGUUUAAUCUUAGAUAUAUAUAUAUCUCUCUAUGGUACUAUUACAAACUAAGAUAUUGAUAAGAUAUUAGUCCGUAGGUACUAUUAAUUUCGUAUUUAUUAUAUAUUAUUUAAUUCAUAAAUGAUUCUUAAUAAUAUACUUUAAGGUAGUUUCUAUUUCAUAUUAUUUAUUAUUGACUUGAAUAGAAAUUUAUUGAAAAUUAUAUGACUAAAACGUAUUAUCUAUUGAUACUUGGAGAUAUAUAUCUAUUAAAUUAAGUUAAUUUAAUUUAGUAACAAAAAUGUCAAGCUUCAAUAACCCAGAAGACAUUAUUCAUCAUUACAAGUUCAUACUGAAUAAAACAAAAAAGUAAAAUAUUAAUAAUUUUUAGUUAUAAAUUUAAUAAGUGUUAAAGUAAAUUUUUACUUUGUUGUAUUUUAGAAAAUUAUUUAGAAAGUUAAAUACAUUGGAACCUAGUGACCAAUUUGGUAAGAUUAUUUUAAUAUUAGCCCAUAAUGUUUUAAUUUUUGCUAUAACCAUUCUUAUUUUAGCCAAACUAGCAAAUUCUUGUCAAAAAAAUGACAAACAUGCUUAUGCAGCAAUGUGUUGGCAAGCUGUGGCAAAAUGUGAAGAAUCAAUGGGUCAUAACUGUGAAGAGGCUAUUGCUCACCAAAAAGCAGCACGUCUGUUUUUUUCUGAAUUUAAAAAGGCUGAAUUAUCUGGUUUUAUAUCACCUUACAAUGAAAAUUUACAAGUUAGUUAUAUUUUCAUAUCAAAGUUCACCACCUAUGGCUCUCCUAAUUGAGAUGUCUGUUAAUUAAUAAUGAGUUACUACUGUUAUAAACUUAAUAAACAAAAUAUUGGCGCUUCUUCAUGGUAAUCAGUAAAAAAAAAAACAAUACUGAAAAAACUACUUAAAAAAAAUGAUAAAGUAAAAACAUCAAAUGUAUUUUACCUAAAAGCACCAAUAUUAGUGGCUAAUUACAGGCUGUUGAUCCCCAAUCUAAUAACUUCCACUAUCAAUAACCUAAGGGCUUUCUCGGAAAUUUUUUUUGGAAGGGGCUAGAUAUAUUAUUUUUAAAUAGUUAUAGUAUUUAUUUUUAGAAUAAAUACAGAAAUCUGAACAUACUUUUGAAGAAUUGCAGAAUAAAUUCAAAAUAUUAUAUGAAGAAUAUUUAAAGUGUGGAAAAUAAUGUGUCACAUUUUUUAUUAGUUAUAGCAUAUACUAUAUGACAUUUAUAAUUUAUUAUUAUUAUUAUUAUUUACUUAUUUAUAUUUUUGUUAGUUUAAAUUUGAUAACUCGAUAAUUGACUUCAAACUAAUGUUUGAUUUUUAAGCAAAAUGCAUUUGACGUUUUUUUACCUUUUAGUAUUUUACCCUUGUCAUUUUUUUCUUAGAUUUCCCCUUCAUAUUUAUCAACCAGUUUUCAAUUAAAACUUACAAUUUUUAUUUUAGAUUCUCAAAAAGACUUUUAUUUAAAAUAUUUUUAAAUACUCCAUAUAAUACCUAUUGAAUAAACUUUUGUUAUAUUUUAAUAUUAAGGCUUGAGGAAUAGGAAGGGGUAUCCUUUAAAUAAAUGCAUUUCUGGGUUAUUUUUUUCUAUUCUAUACAGCUUAUUUAUUUAUUUAUAAAUUAUAAACUGAUGAAAAACCCUUUAACAAAAGAAAAGUGAUAUAAUUUGUACAAGUAAUGUUUAAAAUACAAUUAAAGAAAUAAUAGUAGAAUAAUAUAAGUAAUAGAACAAAAAUUAAAAUUAUAGAAUACAGUUAGUUAACGCGUUAUAUAAAUUACACUUAAAAACUAUACGAGGCUUAAAAAAAAAAAUUGACACAAGAAGCUAAUUUGUUUACUAAUAUUAGAACUCUAGGAAAAUAUGAUGUUGAGCUAUAAUUGUUGGAAAAAAACGGAAUAUAAAACAAUUUAUUAACACGGAAGCAGAUAUAACCAGUGUAAAAGCCAACCAUUGAAAGUAACUGGGAAAUCUAUAUUUCCAUUUAGCAAGUCAAGUAAAAACAUUUAAUCAGAAAAUUUUCUUCUGAGAUCACCAAAUGUUGUACAUAACUGAGAAGAGUGUAAAUGACAAGAAUCCCUGGAUAAGAAUAUACUAAUAUUUAUUUUAUAAUUUUGAUUUAGUAUAUUUGUAUUGAAUAUUUUCUAUAAGAUUAAUGAAAGUCACGUAAUUAGAGAACUAAAUCAAAAAACCAAACUCGAGCUUGGACCUAACAAGAGAAAAAUAUAUAUAUUCUUAAAAUCCUUAGUAUUUCUAUUAACAAAACCCAGAAUCCUGAAAGCUUAUGACUAGUAGUUUUGCAUAUUUUUGCAGAUUGGUCAUCAGCUACUUUAUACCGAAAUAUAUUUUAUGACCUAUUAAUUCUAUAUAGAGUGUGUCCCAAAUAUGGUGGUGUUGAUGAAUAGUUUCUUAGUUAUAGUUGGGUUAACUUUAAUUAAAUGUAAAUAAAUUAUUUUUAUUCACGGCCGAGUUGUUUAUUCUGGUUUUAUUAUAGUGCUGCGAUUAUGAUUACUUAUCAAUGUAAAUAUUGAAUACAAUUUUUUUUAUAUUCUAAAUAUUAAAACGGAUAUUUCUAAGAAAACAUUUUUCAAAUAUGUAUUUAUAUUAACACUUUCAGAAUAAUAUUUUUUAUAGUGUCUGUUUUAAAUGUUUAUAAAUGAACAAAUAAAUUAUUUUUUUCUAGUGAUUACAGAAUAAAAACAAUCAUUUCAUUUUUCUCUUUAUAUGUGUUCCCCUGACACAAAACCUAAUUUAAAAAAAAUAAAAUAGAACAAUUAAAUAUUGACAAAAUUCAGAAAAACACGAGGGGGGGCACUGUGUUUUGAAUCACAGGUAUAUUAUAAGGAUUUUGUACAUAUUCAAGAUAUUUUAAACACAAUCAAUCAAAAAUUACUAACUAAUUGUUUAACAGUUUGAUAGUAGGCUAAUACUGCUAUAACAGCAAUGUUUAUAUUUGACUUUCAUUUGUAAGUAUUACUAAAGUAGUAAUAUAAAAACCAUCUAAAAAUUGUUAUUAUUCCUGUAGCAACGAUUUUAAAUGGAUAAUAUUAAUAGGUACCUGUCUUUUAGAUAAUUAUUAUGAAUUUGUUUCAAUCAAAUGGAUUGUUAUGAGUUUUAUAAUUGAUUAACAAUAUGGCAUCUUGUGCAUUUACAUUAUUUUACAGUAUACAUAUUUUACUGACUGCACCAAUAAUUUUAUUUUAUUUUAGUCGAGAGUUGUUUAUACUAGGGCACAUUAAAUGAAUUAUGGUAUAAAAAUAGAAAAUAACUGAGAAGCCAAAUGCUCAUUAAAAUAAAUAUUGAUAAUAAAUAAUAAAUAUAAUUUCAUUGUAUUUUAUUAUUAUUUUUUAACAAAAUAAGCUAAAUUUUAGGAUAUAACUGCAAACAUAUUUAAUUGGUUUUUAGGACUAUUUUCUUUGAGAAUCUCAAAUUAAAAUCAUUAAGUUAACAUUUAAAAAUUAAAGUAUAAAAAAAAACUAUAAAAUAAGUAUGGAAUAUGAUAAAGGUACAGUAAAACCUCCAUAUAACGGUCACCGAAGGGAUAGAAAUACUGACCGUCCUUCAGAGGUGAUCUAUAGUCAUAACACCUGACAGGACCAAAAAAAAAAGACUAAUACAUAAAGGUGAUCACUAACAGAAGUUUUACUGUAAUUAUACAUUUAAUCAGAUGCCUAACUUAAAAGUUAAAUAACAAAACUAUUGAAAUGAAAAAAUAUGGAUUGGCAUUGUAUAAUAUGGUGAUAUUUAAUUUAUUGUAUUAUUUAUGAUUUACCAUAGGCGGGAUUAAGUGAAAUGUGUCAUGCUGAAGAUAGUUGGCAAGGAAGCACAUUUGAAAAUAUUUUGAAAACUUCCAUUCGUCUGGAAACAGCUGAAACUCUUGUGUGCUUGGGUAAUUUGGAUGAUGCAGCUUUCAUUGGAAGUAGUCUGAUUGAUGUUCCACAUGAAAGUCAUACUCUUAAAUUGACUAUUCUUGAACAAAUAACUUCCAUUCAAAUUAUUUCUGGUAUUUUGAUUUAUUUAUAGUUAAGAAUAUUGCAUAUUUGUUUACCUUAAUCAUGUUAAAAUUAAAUGACUUAACAUUCGAUGUACAGAACUAAUUAGGUAUUUUAAAUUUACAAACUUAUUUUGCAUAUAACCUCAGGGGGGCAUGUGGUGCUUUGAGUUUGGUGAGGUCCUGCUGGUAAAAAUCCCAGAUGGGUGAUUCCAGAAGGCAUAUGAUAUUUUUUCUGUUUUCUAUAAAGUGGAGGAAUUCACCUUGUACCAUUUUUACUGGGGCAGCAGAAUACUAUUAUACUAGUGUCAGAAUACUACCGUGGCACCUAUUUUCAUAUUUUGUAAGAAAUAUCAGAAUGACAACUGGUGUAAAAUUUAAUCAAACAGUAUGAGAAGUUCUAAACAAAAAUAUAGCAAAUUUUCCUAUUAAGGAUGUUUUGGCGGGGACAGUGUGAAAGGAUUAAAGGAGGUACCAUGGUUUGCAGAUGAUUAGUUAUGUGAUAAGUUAAUAAUAGACUUAAGGAAUGGAGAAUAGUACUUGAAGAAAAAGAAACUAAGGUUAAGUAGAAGUAAAAAGAGUAUAAGUUUGGAGGAACAGAACAAGAUGGCUAAAGGCAAUAAAAGGUAAUAGGCAUGGUUGAGAGUUUUAAGUAUCAUAGUACCCUAAUAUAUUUUGUACAAAAGAACAGUGACUUUCAUGAGAAUUUGAAACAGGAUUAAGUGUAGUUGGAUAAUGGAUACUGUUUAUUUCUAGUAAAGAGCUGAUUUUAAGGAAUAUGGGCAAGUUCAAAAUAUAAUUUUAACAUGCAUUCAUAAAAGCUUAAAAUAUCCAUUAUAAUAUCAAAACAUUUAUAUAAACUUAUAAUAUUUCAUUAAAAAUUAGUAAAAGAUGCUUUUAAUAUUAUAUAAUUUUUAAAAUAUGUUCAUUAUAAAGCGAUAUAAAAACAAUAUAAAUUAUUCAAAUUUUUUACGCCCUCUAGAGCUACAAAUAAUAAUUAAAAAAACUGAGCUAUAUUUAUAAUAUUUUAUAUUAAUUUAAUACUUUUGAUUUAUUAAAAAUAUUUUUAUAUUUUUUAGAAGAUUAUGAAGGUGCUUUGUUAACAUUUACUGAAAUUUCAAAUAUUAUUUCAAGUAUAGAUAAUGAAACUAUUGGUAUUUAUAAUGAUAUUUUAUUUAGGUAAAUUAAAUAUGUUUUUUAAUUUAUGCUCAAGUUUUGUAUUAAACUUAUACAAAUUAUAGAUGUGAAAUAUCAAGGGUGUUUUUGUUGCUUAUAUUGAAACCUACACGUCAAAAAAUGCCCAAUGAUCUAGCUUCUGUAUUGGAAAAAUACAUGUGGAUUAAUGGCAAUUUCGAUUCUCCCGGUAAGUAUUAUUAUUAUUUACAUUGAUUUUUAUAUAUUAUUAUUAAUUUAAAACUAUGAUUCAUAUAAUUGUAGUACCUUAUAUAUCAGAUAUAAUGUUCCGUCUCCUUCGUUCUUUGGUGAAAGCAUACCAACUUGGUGAAACCACCUGUUUAGAUACAAUUGAGUCUGAUUUUACGCCACAUUUAACAUCAGAACAAAGGCAUUUGUUAGCUGUAUUAAUAAAUACACUGAUAUAGUUUAACUUUGAUUGUAUUUAUGUACCUAUAUAAUUUAGAUUUUAUUGUUUUUUAAAAACUUUUUUUGAUGCAUAUUAUAAGGACCUAAGAAUUAAAGCAUUUACAAAACUAAUGUUUAAUUAUUAUUUGAUAUAUUAUAUAAAUAUAUAUACCUAUUUAUAUUUUAGUAUAAGUGUUUACUAAUUUUGUUAUAUUAUUCAAUGUCAUUGUGUUAUGAAAGUGAAAUUAAUAAAAUGUUAAAAGUUAGCCAUUAAAAUUAAUACAACCUAAUUUACUAUUACAUUUUAUUCUAUGUAGAAGAACUAUCUAUUAGUUUUACAAAUAUUAUGAUAUUUAACUAGUCUUUAAAAGAAUGUAUAUUUAUGUAUAUAUAUGCUAUACAUAUUACAUAUACCUACCUAUUAAUUUAUUAGUUAACAAUAGUAUUAUACAUUUUAUUAUUAUACACAUUUUACAAUAAUUGCAAACUAUAUUAUUUAUUAUUAUUUAAUAUCAAUUAUUUAUGUAUGUUAUUAUAUUAGCUAUGACUUUUUCAGAAAGAUACUAACAAUAGUUGAGUAUAAAAGGACACAUGUUGAGUUUAUUUUUUAAAUUUCAUUCAGUAAUUAUGAGAACAUAAUAUAAAUAAGUUUUUAGUUGGUUUUAUUUAUCUUGAUCAAUAAUUUUAGUGUUUGAAGUAAUUUUUCAGGAUAGGUAAUAAAGAUAAUAUAUUCAAUUAAUUGUAUACCUGAUGAUUAUUUUUUCUAUGUAGAACUCAUUCAUUU
Messenger RNA from Cinara cedri, 6633 nucleotides. The record is from the annotation of a GenBank genome assembly. Lineage: Eukaryota; Metazoa; Arthropoda; Insecta; Hemiptera; Aphididae.